Messenger RNA from Paramecium octaurelia, 1062 nucleotides. The record is from the annotation of a GenBank genome assembly. NCBI's taxonomy places the organism in Eukaryota, Ciliophora, Oligohymenophorea, Peniculida, Parameciidae.
AUGAAACAAUCAGUUUAAAGAUACUCUGUAAAAAUCUUAUCUCAUGAAAUAAUUGAUAAAAAGGUUUAUUACAUAAUCAAUGUGUAUAACAUGGAAGGCGGUGAACCCAAAGAGACCAGAAAAAGGUAUUCUGAAUUAGAAUCAAUGCAUCAAAAAAUAUUGGAUUGGAUUAAUAUUUUUAAAAUAAGAAUUCAAAAUCUCAAUUUCCCAAAAAAAAAGUUACUCUUUCACACCAAUUAAAGUGAGGAAAGUAUAAUUAAGCGAGUAAGUUUUUUUAUUAUCAAAGAGAGGAGAACUAUAAUAAUAUUUCAAUUAAGUAUUAGCCUAUUCUGAAUUAUAAUGUUUGGAUGUAAUUGAAGAAAUGCUACCAAAAGAUAUUGUCAAUUAGAAACAAUUUGGAUAGCAAACUGAUAGAAAAUGGUAAGAGAUUUAAUAACUGAAAGAAUCAUACCUGGCUAAGCAUGGCGAUUCUAUCUUUUCAUUGCCUUAAAAAAAGAAUGGGAAUUCUAAUAAGUAUUUAAUUAAUGUAAAUAUAGAUAACAAUAUAUUUUUAAAUUUGAGGAUCAUAUUAUUAUUGAUGAUUGUAUUGUUUACACAAUUGAAGUAAAUGAUACAAUUACUCAAAAGAGAUGGAAGUUUAAUUAGCGUUAUUAAGAUCUAAGAGAUUAUCAUAAAUAGCUUAAGAAUCUUCGAUUUGAUUUUCCUCUUCCACAUCUACCUGAAAAGAAAUCUUUAAGUCCAAAAGAGAUACUAGAUUUAAGGGAAAGAAAAUCUUAGUUGGAGUAUUAUUUAAACAGAUUGUUUGGGUACUUAAUUAAUUCAAGUUUAGUUAUUAAUUAAUAGUUGAAAAUGAUAUUAUGGUGUUUUUCAUAGCCAAAAGUUAGCUUGAUGGAAAUGAGAUUGGCUGUAGAUCUAAAGGAAAUUCUUAAAAUACUUUGGAUGUAAUAUUAGUUUUUAUUAAAAGAAUUCAAGCAUCUAAUCCAAAACUCAAACUACAAUCGAAUAAAUUGACGAUGAAAAAAGAAUAAAUCGUAAGAUAACUUGCUGAAUGAGUGCCAUAUC